Sebastes umbrosus (honeycomb rockfish) is the source of this 1264-nucleotide messenger RNA. RefSeq lists its product as uncharacterized. The coding region runs from base 209 to 1144 and encodes 311 amino acids. The record is from RefSeq and is a predicted model, not a curated record. NCBI's taxonomy places the organism in Eukaryota, Metazoa, Chordata, Actinopteri, Perciformes, Sebastidae. The transcript has 5 exons.
AAAGAGGUGAAUGUCCUCAGCAGAGAGCAGAGAGGCUCAUUCAGCAGAAUGGUGGAGAGACACGAGUUUGUUAUUACAAAAGGGGGAAUUUAUAAUGUUAUUACAUGCAAACCGUGUUAUUAUUGGAAGUAAUCACUCAGAGGGAUUAAAUACGACUUUAUGAGGAAUACUAAAUGACAACAGAUCCCAGCAGCAACCUCUGCACAGAAUGACAGCAUGUCUUUUGGGUAAAAGUUCAGGGAGGUGGAGGAGAGGAUGGUGUGCUUCAGCGACGAGGAGUCUUUCGUCUAACCAUGCACUGAAGCCCCUGGUUCCCACCCUCUGCCUGGUGGUCGUGGUGAUAUACGGCCUGGCUGACAAACUCAGAAACUUUGUGGCCGGCAUCUUCAUCCCUCAGUACCACUACCCCUACGCAGUGGCUCUCUGCUUUGGCCAGGUGCUGGUCUCUCUCUUAUUCUUAAACCUCCUCCAUGUCCUGGAUCUGGUGCCUCUGAAGCAUUACUCCAGGUCGCUCGGUGAGAGGUUGCUAGUGCCCUCCAUCUGUAUCAGCAUCCAUGGGGUGCUGGCCAUGUGGGCCAAAGCCAGCAGCUCGUACGUCGGCCUCUUCCCGCUCAUGCUGCCUCUGCUGCCCAUGCUUACUGUGGGCUUCAGUUUCACUCAGAAGCUGGCAUCUCCUCCGUCUAUCCACAUCUCCGUUCUGAUUUCCAUACUGGGUGGGACAUCGUUUAUCAUCACAGCCUCCCGGGGUCUGUCAGGUGUCGAUCCUCUGGAGUACAUGUAUGCACCUGUGGCUUUAAUCCUCCACAGUCUGUCUCUGACUUGGCUGGCUAAAGUGUCUGAAGCCAAGUGCCGCAACUCGCCCGAUGCCCAAGCCUCCAUUUUUGACAUCUACUACACCCAGCUGGUCAACCAGAGCUGGGUGCUGGGCCUCCUGUGGCUGCUGCACCCGCACAGUCCCUGGAAGGUGUUGAGUCACAGCAACUGGCAAAGCCUGCUCUUCCACGGAUACCUGUUCGCUAUUCUCCUGCUGGGGAUGGUGCUGAACUUCCUGGUCGGUAUGUCGGCUCUGUGCGUCUCGCCGCUUGCUGCUGCACUGCUACACUCGGCGAGGCAGGUGAUGCAGCCGUUCCUCCAGCUUUUGUAGUUUCACUCUUAAGGACUAUAGAAAAACCAUUGACUGUUUUGUACUUCAUCAACGAGACAUGCACUCAUUGUAAUUCAAUCUCCACAUUAAUGACCACAGCGUCAUUUCAUUUUAUGGAGA